Messenger RNA from Erigeron canadensis, 2301 nucleotides. RefSeq lists its product as uncharacterized. Gene Ontology annotation, molecular function: protein binding. The transcript is spliced from 3 exons. The record is from RefSeq and is a predicted model, not a curated record. The coding region runs from base 184 to 2064 and encodes 626 amino acids. NCBI's taxonomy places the organism in Eukaryota, Viridiplantae, Streptophyta, Magnoliopsida, Asterales, Asteraceae.
AAAGAUCCACAUAUAUAAGCUAAUGGCAGUGACCGAAAUUAUUAAAAAUCAACAGGGGCAAAACUAGAAAUCCAUUCAUCAGGUAAACAUAAACAGGUUUACAUUGUUUUUUGGUUUUGAUAUAAUAGAAAACCAGUUCCUUGUUAUAUAAUCCACCAUCAACCACCACCGUCGGCCGACGACAUGACGUCAUCACCACCACCACAAGUACCAUGGGGAACAUGGGAUGAGCUGUUAUUAGCUUAUGCCGUCAACCGUUACGGUACCAAAGACUGGGACUCCAUUUCAUGUGAGCUACAAAAACGGACACCCGACCCGACCCAUAUUACUCCUCUUCAUUGUCAACAAAAAUACUCUGAACUCAACCGUCGGUUUAAUCAUCAAAACCAAAACGACGUCGUUAUGGAUGAUGAUAAUAAUAAUAUCCCUUGGCUUGAGGAUCUGAGAAGACAACGUGUUUUAGAACUACAAACUCGGCUCCAGAAUUACGAUCUUAAAAUCUCGAAGUUGCAAUCAAAAGUGAAGAAGCUAACGGAAGAAAGUGAAAAACCGUUAGAUUUAGAUAACGGAAACGAACCGGAAAAACCGGAACAAGAAGAAUUCCCGGUGAAGUUUUCGGCGACGGAGGCGGUGGUUUCAGGCGAAGGAGAACGGUCCGACGAAGAGGAGACGGUUUCCGACAGGGAUAACCAAUCAGUGAACGGUUCAAAUGGGAACGUGAAUAUAGAAACAGAAGGAAAACCGGAAAAUGGGAAGGAACCGGGAACCGGGGAAGAGAAAAGUGAACCGGUUGAAGAUGAACCGGUUAAGAGUGAACCGGGUCAGGGGGAAAGAACCGGGUCGGGGGAAAAGGAAAAUGUGGGAAUGAAGGAGAAUUCAGAUGUACAAAGCUCGGCUAGUAAGUCGAAUAAAGAAGAGAGAGGAGUCGAUAAGAUACGGCGAGGGCCCGCCGCUAGUAAAGGUGAAGACGAAGAUGAAGAAGAUCAAUCGACGGAUAGUAUUCCUGUUAGAUCGUUGCCUUUGGUUGAUUUCUUGGCUCGGCUUCAAAAAGUUGGCUCGGCUGUGUUUGAUCGCCCUCGGCUUGAUCGUCAGGAAAAACAAAGAUACAAGAACUUGAUUAGGCAACACAUUGAUUACGAGAUACUACAAGCCAGACUCAAAGAAGGCUGGUAUUCUGAUGGCAACGAUAAGUUCUUUAGAGAUCUUCUCCUCCUUGUUAACAACACCCGCGUAUUCUUCCCCAAAGAAUCUCAAGAAUCGACUGUGGCUAAGGACCUUCGACAGCUUAUUCUAAAGGAAAUGAUGUCCAAGAAGAAACUAAAAACGGAUUUAAAAUUGAUGGAUAAACAAACCUCGUUAAAACUUGCAAACUUACCCACAAAACGAGCGUCUGAACCACCUGAUUCGUUGCUUCACAAACCCAUUUUAGCUGUCCCGAUGGUUGUUUGUAGAAAAAGAAGCUCGAUAACAGCUAAAGCAGCAGCGGCAGCAUCUUCGUCUGGAGUUGAUAAGAGAAAGGAACAAACGGAUUUAAAGAGUUCUGAAAAGUUAGAUGAGGAGAAGCGGGAGACACCAAAGAGAUCUAAAGAUUCGUUUCCUUUGAUCACGAAGAAAAAGGUGAAGAGCAUUGAAAAGAAUCCAGGUAACGAGACUCCAAACAUGAAACCCGACAAAAAGAAGAAGCUAACAGAAGCAGAAGAGAAGAAGCAAAGCGCAGCCAAGUUUUUGAACAGAAUGAAACGGUCCAACAAUGAGCCAUUGCUGAAUACAUUGAGAAGCACGUCGGAAAGUGGGGGAAAUUCAGAAAACGACGGUAAAGGAGGAGGAGAGACUAAAAGAAGUGGAAACAAGGGUGGUGGUGAAGGGAAGAAAGACCAGGUGUCGAAGAAGAACUCUGGGGGCCGCCAACGUAAAGAAAGUCCUGCAAAAAGGAGCGUCGGCCGGCCACCAAAGAGAGCUUCUGCAAGGUCUCCCUUGUCGGGAACUUUAGGAAAACGAAAUCGGGAGUCGGGGGAUUCGGAAACAUUGGUUACUAAAAAAACCAAGAAAAGAUCAAAGAGGUGAAAUGGUAAUGUAGUUUAUGUUAGUGUAUGUUUCAGUUAUCAUUAAACUAAUUAGUCUAACCCUGUUGCUCUAUUUAUCAUUUUGUUCUACAUUUGACAUCAUGUUAACAUGUUUUUGUAGUUGGUAGUUUAAGAAACUUAGCAACUUGUGCUUCUAAAUUUGUACGAGUAAUUUUUUGGGGUAAGUGAUGAAUGGCUUUCGAGAUUAAAUGAUGACAUCAAUCAUUUUCAUUUUAAA